This is a messenger RNA of Ectocarpus siliculosus, 971 nucleotides long. Lineage: Eukaryota; Phaeophyceae; Ectocarpales; Ectocarpaceae. The record is from the annotation of a GenBank genome assembly.
GACGUUUGCUGGGUGACUGCGCGACUGCUACUAACAAGCCUCAGAGCCCAGGGCGUAGCUUCAUGACGUUCUCGUUGUGGAACGGCCAUGAUAGCGUGGAUUUGGAGACGCCGAAAGCACCGCAACGGGAGCGCACGCGCAGCAGCGGCAGUUGUAGGACACCCGUUCCAGGCAGCCCCAGCAUCGUGUUCCUCAAGGCUCCAGUUGUUCUCCAGAGGACGCCUGGGGAGAAGACGAAGCUUCUGCCGAGCCAAACGCAGCAGCGGCCCGAGAGCCACGCGAGCAAGCAGAUAAAGAGAUGCCAGCUGGUGGCGGUGGUUUUGAUAUCUCUCGUCACGGCAGCUGUGAUCAUCUUGUUUUUGGCAGGUGACCCACGAACAGACAACAGACGGCGGUGACUGAGGACCGACCUUGUUUUCUCCCUCGGCGGCACUGCUGUAGUCUGCUGGCGUCGUAAUGCGGGAGUUCGUAAUGUGGGAGUUCCUUUAGGACUGGAAACGCUGCCACCGGAAAACUCGAUGUUGUUUAGCCUACAUGUGUCGUAGGCGAUGCGUGUCUGCGUUUGUUUAACUGUGGUUGUAACCUUGAUUUACAGAAUCGUCCUCUACUAUAUAUACAACACCAUGGUUUUUGAAUGCGGUAUAUUGCAGGAGCGCAGCUCCUACAGCAGAUAUGUUCCGUGUUGACCGGUUGGUUUUUGUGGUUGGUUUCGUUGAUAGAGCUGCAUCGAGUUGUACUUAGAUACAAUGCUUGGUGAGGGACGUAGACUGCACUGGGAAUUUGAGGCGGGACACUUACACGGUUUAAGGACCGCCGACGCGAAACACGCAGCUUGAGGACACGUCCUUCAUUGAGCGCGUAAACUAGAUGUAGAAUGGUAGGGCAGGUUGCGAGCGCUGGUAUUGCCUCGAAAAGUAAAAGAACAGAGAAAUCCGCGCUGCGGCUGCUGCCGCUGCCGCUGCCGCCGCCCU